Poeciliopsis prolifica (blackstripe livebearer) is the source of this 5976-nucleotide messenger RNA. It is a transcript of the gene myrf, whose product is annotated as myelin regulatory factor. Gene Ontology annotation, molecular function: sequence-specific DNA binding; DNA-binding transcription factor activity. Gene Ontology annotation, biological process: positive regulation of DNA-templated transcription; protein autoprocessing; central nervous system myelin maintenance. Lineage: Eukaryota; Metazoa; Chordata; Actinopteri; Cyprinodontiformes; Poeciliidae. Bases 121 to 3204 code for a protein of 1027 amino acids. The transcript has 28 exons. Gene Ontology annotation, cellular component: endoplasmic reticulum membrane; nucleus. The record is from RefSeq and is a predicted model, not a curated record.
CAGAGCAGCAAAGAGGAGCAGGAGACCUACAUCAUUUGUCAACGCAUCAGAAGGAUACGGCAGCUCCAAGCCUAACAUGAGCAAAUGCUGAGAGUGAAGAGGAAAUAGAAGACGAAGUAGAUGCUCGUCAGGUUCAGCAGCAACUGCAGGGUAACAGAGGACAGCUGCAGGCAGAGUCAUGAUAUUACCAGUUCUCUGGAGCCAGCCAACAUCGACACCAGUAUCCUGGAAGAGUACAUCAGCAAGGAGGACGAUAGCACUGACAUCUGUUUCUCAGAGGUCCACAGCACCCCGGGACCAAAUUAUUCGUCUCCUCAGGCAGGAGUGUCCUCCUCUGGAGGAUUGGUGUGUGGUGUGAGUCCCCCUAUUCCUCUGCGUCAAGGUGCCCCUCCAGCCGGGCCACCUAGUUGUCAGAACGCCUACCCCCAGGGUCCGUCUCUCGGACUCCGGCACGGUUACCCCUGCCUGGGCCAGCAGCAGCAGCAACAGGCUCACGUCAAGCCAGAGCACCGGGGCCAUUACGCUCCAGGGACUCUUCCUGAGUCCCCACCAGACUCCAGCUCUGAGCCUUAUUCCCCUCAACAGGUGAAUGAUUCUCACAUGAUCAGAACCAUGACUCCCGAGAAUAUGUGCCAGAUGACUCCAACACCGCCUCUCCCACCACACGGCCACUAUCCUGGCAUGCAUCGAGACAUGUACCUAAAGCCAGAGCCCAUGAUAUCGCAGUAUCAUAUCGGCCCAGCAACUAGUGGGGGAGGGGAGAUGCAGCAGACACAAAUGCUCCAUCAGCUGCUGCAGCAUCCUCAGGGGCAAGACAGCAUCCCUGUUCAUCAAACCAAGAAGAGGAAGCACUCUGAAUCUCCCAACAGCACCUUGAAUUCCCAAAUCCUCACAGGUAUCAUCAAACAGGAACCAGGUUUAAUGCAGGAUGCAGACAACACCUACCUGGACCCAAACUAUCAGUGCAUCAAGUGGCAACCCCACCAGCAGAACAAAUGGACACCCCUUUAUGAUGCCAACGGAAAGGACCUACCGAUGCCAACCUACCGCGUCGAUGCUGACAAAGGCUUCAACUUCUCCUUGGCUGACGAUGCCUUUGUAUGUCAGAAGAAGAACCACUUCCAGGUCACAGUGUAUAUUGGGAUGCUUGGAGACGCUAAAUAUAUCAAGACGAAUGAAGGCCUGCAGCCCAUAGACUGCUUUUAUCUCAAACUCCAUGGAGUGAAGGUGGAAGCCAUGAAUCAAUCGAUCAGUGUGGAACAGUCACAGUCUGACCGCAGCAAGAGGCCUUUCAAGCCAGUGCUGGUCACGUUGCCCCCUGAGCAGGUCACCAAAGUUACAGUGGGACGGCUCCACUUCAGCGAGACCACAGCAAAUAACAUGAGGAAGAAGGGCAAACCGAAUCCUGAUCAGAGAUAUUUCAUGCUGGUAGUGGCCCUGCAUGCACAGUCCCACAGUCAGAGCUACACUGUGGCUGCAAAUGUGUCUGAGAGGAUCAUCGUCAGGGUAACGUCUGGCCAUGCAUCCAACCCAGGCCAGUUUGAAAGUGAUAAUGAGGUUCUGUGGCAGCGUGGGCAGCUGCCAGACUCCGUGUACCACCACGGCAGAGUCGGCAUUAGUACAGACCGUCCAGACGAGGCUCUCGUUGUGCACGGCAACGUCAAAGUCAUGGGAUCCCUUGUCCAUCCAUCAGACAUCAGAGCAAAAGAAAAUGUCCAGGAGGUUAACACCACGGACAAUUUGAAACGGAUUUCUCAGAUGAGGCUGGUUCAUUACCAAUACAAGCCUGAGUUUGCCGCGACUGUGGGCAUAGAGAACACAGCAGAGACAGGUGUCAUUGCUCAGGAAGUUCAGCAGAUCCUUCCUGAAGCUGUUAAGGAAGGAGGUGAUGUUGUUUGUGCCAAUGGAGAGACUAUUCCCAACCUUUUAGUAGUCAAUAAGGAGCGUAUCUUUAUGGAGAAUGUUGGAGCUGUGAAGGAGCUCUGCAAGCUGACGGACAACCUGGAGACUCGCAUAGAUGAACUUGAGCGCUGGAGUCGCAAACUGGCCAAGCUGCGGCGCCUUGACAGCAUGAAGAGCACAGUGAGCGGCAGCACGGUGAGCCAGUCAGGAAGCUAUUUUAGCAGAACAGGAAGUGGUCCGCUCAAGAAAAAAACAGUCAAACCCGGGAGCAAGAGCUCACCUCUUGAUCAGGGCUGCAUCAGUCAGAGGUUCAUGCAGGGAAUCAUCCUGGCUCUUCUUAUUGUCAUGGCCUUCAGCGUCAUUUCGAUGUCAGUCCUUUACGUUCUUACUCUUCACCAUAGAGGAGCCGUCACAGAGAAAGAUGGCUAUGUUUCUUCUUGUGUUCUCUACAUCUCAUGGAUGCCUAUCUUCACUGCUACUAUAACUGUCUGUCCCCCUGUCUGCACAUGGUCAAAAGCUGCACUGGAAUCAUCCCACAAGAAUCCUUUAACUUCAGUCUCUACCACACCUGCACCAGCUUGCUGUUCUACCACAGCUGUGAACAACCAAUCAGCAACUACUCUGACAUUGAGUAGUAACCAAUCCACAUCUGGUUUGAGCAUCCCAGUUCCCACUCCUGGCACCAUCAUCAAAAAGGCCAAGUCCAGGCAAAUGGACAAAGACGGCCACAACAGGAACCGUCUCAGCCACACAUCAGCACCCAUGUACUUUGCCAAGUCCAAGAGACCUGUGUCCCCAGAUGCAGAAGGCGUGGGAACCACCAACCGGUUGCCUCCAGGUCAACAGCCAGCACCACGGAGACAACGCAGCCUGCAUGCUAAAGGAUCAGCGACAGCUCCAUCUCUAAAAAGUGUUCACAUUGUGGAGACAAACCAAGAAAUUACCUCACAAAGUUGUGAGUCAGCAGAAAGCUGCAGCUACACUCUAUCACUUAGGGGACAAAAAAAUCAUUCCAUGCCACAAAUUACACUACACAUGAUGUCAAGAAAUAGUGUGUGGGUGAAACAAUGUGGAGCCACCAAAGGACGUUUAUGUCCCAACCACACAGAGUCAGAGCUUUAUAGCGGACAGCGGACAUCUACAAAGGGGACUCAUCACCUCUGGUCAGUACCCGUUUCGUCUUUCCAAGACGUGACCUAUCACUUCCGUGUCUCUCACUCUGGAGAAGUGAGUUGUGCCACAGAAGAGAAAAUCCCAUUGCACUCCGACUACCAUUUUCUCAUUCAAAGCAGCUGCGUGUGAAGAGGAAGUUGAUGUGUGCCUGUUUCUUCACACUUCAUCAUGUAUUUCCUGUUUAUGGUUCUUGAUGCAGAUUGUGUAUAAUGGAAUGAUCUUUCCUUCUUACUGUAUAUUACUUUAAAGAUUUUCAUGAUGAACAAAAUUUACCACUGUCCCAACUGCAAUCUGUACCAAAUUAUUUUUUAGUAAGUGAUUCCUGAUUCCUGUGAUCACUGGAAUACAGCGCCCUGCAUUGUUGUUGGCAUCCUUCAUUCAAAAUGUGUAAACAUCCAGACAAUAACUUCAGCUGUGAUUGCUCUGGAGUGAAAUGUGUGUCAUGAUUCAGACUGAAAGAAACUCUCAUGCCAAAAGAUGCAUUCAUGGCAAUGUGUGAACCACUUACAGACAGAGGGACCUUUAAGCGUUACUCUUUGCAUCAUAUUUUUACUUCUAUAUUGCAUUUUGAUCUGUUGUCUUUCAGUCAUCCCACUGGUUUUUAAUUGCAUUCAGGGGCUGUUUUGGAUCAUUAAACUACUGAAAGUACCAAUGAUGAUCCAUUAUCAGUUUUCACAAGAGCCACCGGAUUUUACUCAAAACAUUCUGGAAAUUUGGACAGUUUAUGUUGAUAUGCACUCAAACAAGGCCUUUGUUAGAUGACCAGGCAAACAAUAGUGUAGAUCUGUUGUCACACUAAACAGUGGGCAUUAUGUGGCUUUACAAAUAUUUAUCAUGUGUUACUGAUUUUUUGCUGUUACGGAGAUUUUAUUUUGGAUAUAUUUUACGCCCUCUACCGUCUUGCUUCUGUGAGGUGGUAGCAAGAUAAUGUAUUCUCAUCUAGCCCUUUUGAUUGCAGCUUAAAUGGUUUUAAUUUGUUUAUUAUUAUUUCUCUAUAAAUAGAUGAUCGAUACAGGGGAGAGAUGUUCUCUUGUUUUUUUGUAUUUUACGGGGUGACUAGGAGCAAUGGGGCUCCUUGUGAUGUCAUGCUGAAAACAAAAAGUAAUUUCUUAAAGUUAUAGUUCCUAAGCCUUCUGAUUAGCUUGCCAAGUAUAAUUCAAUUUUAGUUAAUUAAUUAUAGCAGGCUUGCUGCAGUCUCCAUUGGUUUAUUUCAUUAAAAGGUAUUAUUUCUUAACACAUUACUUUUGGAACUGAGUAAAUGUUUUAAAAUGUUUUUUUAAGAAUUGAGUGAGAUUACAGAACUGCAAGAAAGAUUCCUAUAUUUUUACACAUUAUUUUUAGCAGGGCUGCCAGUGAUUGUGGAGGCUGCAAUAUGACACACUAAAUACUGUAACACUCAUGAUCCAAGCAAUAUCCAAAAAUAUAUGGUUAUCUUUACAUUUGAUCAAAAUGUCUUCCAGCUAUAGCAUAAGCCCAAAAUAUAUAUGCCUUCAGUACUGAAUAUACCUCAGUUAGAGAACACUGGUAAAUCCUUAGUCUCCACAGUGAAGCUUCAUGUUGAGACUGCUACUGGCAUCUACACUGUCCACUUCAUCUUUAUGGAAAAAAUUAAUUAAACACUGUACAGAGUUGUAACACUGAAUGACUCAUUAUAAAUGUUUAUGCAUUUGGCUACACUGAAGUUGCUCCUUAUAGAAGUUGCUCCUUAUAGAAAGAUGGAAAUAUGAGAUGAUACCCCUGAGCCAAGUCUUCUGCAAAAUCACUGGAAGAUAUCUGUGUAGAAUAAAACUGGAAACAAACAUGAUGACACACUGUUGCUUUUAGGAUGUUGCAGAGGAAAAAAAGUAUUUUACUGACAAUAUUUCUACCAACACUGGAAUAGCUUACACUGUACUUUCUUCACCGGACAAUGCUGGUGAGGUAUAAUUGGUAUAAUUGCAAGUUUCAGGUGCAAUUUCAGGUGCAUGUCCAAUCAUUUCUCUAAGUACUACAUUAUGGCUUUGAGGGUAGAUGUCUUCUGGUGUAUUAUACCUUUUAGAUCAUGGAACUGAGUAUUUGAAAGGGCAAUGAUAAAUUUGAAAAUUUUGCACUGGUUUUACUCUUCUGUGUAUUUUAUUGGAUCACUAUUAAACAUUUUCCCCAUGCCUUAAACAAACUAAGACUAUGCAGUGAUAGUGUUUUUAUUACAUCUGUAUUAUAUGUUUUUUUUAUUAUUAUUUCGAUUUUAUUUUUUAUUUCUAAUAAUUUUUUGACAUUUUUCUGACAUAAUGUGUUGAUUAAAAAUUGUCAUGUGUUGUGUGUUUGAAACAUCUAUAAUCAGAAAAAACAACAACAACAAAAAAGUAACUCAAAGAUAACUAGCAAGAAAUGGAAGGAACAGCCAUCAAACAGAGAUUAUAGCAUUUAUAAUGAAGACUAUGUGAUUCUUUCACUGUACUCAUGUGGGUAGAGGGUACUAUUUUAGCUAUUUAAAAAGCACCAGUUAGCAUAAACCACUGUAGCACUUUUUUCACUGUAUAUAAAUAUAUAUAUGAACUGCUUUUGCUUCAUCCAAUGCAUGAGGCUGAUGUCAGAUUCCCAAGGUAGAACUGCAUUCCAUAUUAUUCUGUUGCAUCAUUUUGUACCUCCUUUUUAUCUGAUGUGCUUUAUUUUUUCUGUUUUUUGUUAUUCUUGUUUUUGUUUUGUUUUUAUCAAUAAUAUAUUAACUUAGCGUUAAGAUGGGCACACAUUUGCAAUUUUAGUUUUAUUUGAAAAAAGAAGAAUAGCAUAAGAAUGAAGCUUAUUGCUUGAAAUAAUAUCACUACUUUUAAACAUUUUAUUAUUAAAACUUUUUUGGGUCAAAAAUACGCUGUAAUACUAUGAUUGCAUGCAGCAAAUAAAUUGAUUAUUGCAUUGUCUGAA